AGAAAACCCGUCACCAGCAGGUCACUAAAAUGUUGUGUCCAGAAUGAUUGCCAAACCCAACUGUUCCUCAACGAAUACCUCUGUAUCAAGAUGCGUCCAAGACCUGCUGUGCAACACCAGUAUUGUGUUGAACCUUAGUGAGGUGGAGAUGGAAGAGUUUUGCCUCAACCAAGUCGAGUAUCUGGAGAAAUAUCUGGGGCCCAGACGUUCCCCGGUGUUUCUGCCUGUGUGUAUCACCUACCUGAUCAUCUUCUUGGUGGGAGCGGUGGGGAACAUUCUUACGUGCAUCGUUAUUGCUCGCAACAAGGUCAUGAGGACGCCCACCAACUUCUACCUGUUCAGUCUGGCGGUGUCGGACCUGCUGGUGCUUCUUCUGGGAAUGCCUUUGGAGCUCUACGAAAUGUGGAGAAACUAUCCGUUCCUUUUUGGCAAAGGUGGUUGCUACUUCAAGACCUUCCUCUUUGAGACCGUGUGUUUCGCCUCCAUCUUGAAUGUAACAGCGCUGAGCGUGGAGCGCUACAUUGCUGUGGUUCAUCCGCUCAGGGCCAAAUACGUAGUGACUCGCACUCACGCCAGGCGGGUGAUCUUGAGCGUGUGGAGCGUGUCUGUAUUGUGUGCCAUUCCCAACACCAGCCUCCAUGGCAUUUUCACCCUCCCUCUUCCCAAAGGGAAAGGAGUAGGUGCCAUGUCCACUUCCGCCACCUGCAUGCUGGUCAAGCCACGCUGGAUGUACAACCUGAUCAUCCAAAUCACCACUCUGCUGUUUUUCUUCCUGCCCAUGUUGACCAUCAGCGUGCUGUAUUUGCUCAUCGGCAUGCAGCUAAAACGCGAGAAGAUGUUGCAGGUCCUGGAGGCAAAAGCCAGUGUGGGACAAGACAGCUCUUCUAAUGUACGCAGUCAGCAGCAGAAAACCCGUCGCCAGCAGGUCACUAAAAUGUUGUUUGUACUAGUGGUCAUGUUUGGUAUCUGUUGGGCUCCGUUCCACACCGAUCGACUCAUGUGGAGUUUCAUGGACCAGAAGAGCAGUGAGCACAUGAAGAUUUUCCAGGUCUAUGAAUAUGUUCAUGUCAUCUCUGGGGUCUUCUUCUAUCUGAGCUCAGCCAUUAAUCCGAUUCUCUACAACCUCAUGUCCACCCGCUUCAGGGAGAUGUUUAAAGAGGUGAUGUGCCACCACAAAUGUCAUCCUGUCCCAAGGAAACGCUCUUUGAGCAUGACGAGGGUUACUGUGCGCAGCACCCUGAGUGAAGUCCCACCUUGCAACGGCACGGUAACUACUGAAGGAGAAGAUUAUGAUGUGGAUGAAUGCCAGGAAAAUAAGACCAGCUUUUCCUAA
Sinocyclocheilus rhinocerous is the source of this 1333-nucleotide messenger RNA. RefSeq names its product neuromedin-U receptor 1-like. The transcript has 3 exons. Gene Ontology annotation, molecular function: neuromedin U receptor activity. The record is from RefSeq and is a predicted model, not a curated record. Lineage: Eukaryota; Metazoa; Chordata; Actinopteri; Cypriniformes; Cyprinidae. Gene Ontology annotation, biological process: neuropeptide signaling pathway. Bases 44 to 1333 code for a protein of 429 amino acids. Gene Ontology annotation, cellular component: plasma membrane.